This is a messenger RNA of Malassezia vespertilionis, 1710 nucleotides long. It is a transcript of the gene ILV1, whose product is annotated as threonine ammonia-lyase. The record is from RefSeq and is a predicted model, not a curated record. Bases 1 to 1710 code for a protein of 569 amino acids. The transcript has a single exon. NCBI's taxonomy places the organism in Eukaryota, Fungi, Basidiomycota, Malasseziomycetes, Malasseziales, Malasseziaceae. Gene Ontology annotation, molecular function: pyridoxal phosphate binding; threonine deaminase activity. Gene Ontology annotation, biological process: L-threonine catabolic process.
AUGGCAAGUGCGCCUGCCUUGUCGCUCCAUACGCCGCGCCGGGUGCCGAGCAGCGAAGCUGCCAAGAGACAGUAUGAGCUGCUCCCAAAAUACCAGCGCAAUGCCGACGGCACGCCUGAUUAUCUUCGUAUGGUGUUGAGUGCACACCUGUACGACCUAGCAAAAGUCACGCCAGUGCAAAAAGCGUCGCACAUCUCGUCGCGUCUGGGGUGCAACGUGAUGCUCAAGCGCGAGGACUUGCAGCCCGUGUUUAGUUUCAAGCUGCGUGGUGCGUACAAUAUGAUGCGCCAGCUCGAGGAGAGUAAGAAAUGGAGGGGUGUCGUGGCCUGCAGUGCUGGAAAUCACGCGCAGGGCGUCGCUAUGGCUGGCGCCCAUCUGUCUAUCCCGUGCACGAUAGUGAUGCCGAGUGGCACACCGCAGAUCAAAUGGGAAAAUGUGAAGCGCCUUGGCGCCAAGGUCGUUUUUUACGGUGCGAAUUUCGACGAAGCCAAAGCAGAAUGCACGCGCUUGGCCCAGGCGUACGACCUCACCGUCAUUCCGCCGUUUGACCAUCCCCAGGUGAUUGCGGGCCAGGGAACCAUCGGUGUCGAAAUAUGCAACCAAAUUGACCUGUCCAAUGUCGACACUAUAUUUUGUGCGGUCGGCGGCGGCGGUUUGCUGAGCGGCGUCGCUACGUAUGUCAAGCGCAUCGCGCCGCCGCACGUCAAGGUCAUUGGCGUGGAGACUUUUGAUGCGGACGCGCUAGCGCAGAGCCUGGAGCAAGGCGAUCGGGUCACACUCCACGAGGCGGGCCUUUUUAGCGAUGGCACGGCCGUGCGUAUUGUCGGGGAAGAGUGUUUCCGCCUUUGUGCCGAGCUUGUGGACGGCGUGGUGCGUGUAUCCAACGACGAAAUCUGCGCGGCCAUCAAGGACAUUUUCGAGGACACGCGCUCGAUCACAGAGCCUGCCGGCGCACUCGCUGUCGCGGGCCUGAAGCGCUACGUCGCGGAGCAGGGCGCUGCUGCAAGUGGUCGCACGUUUGUUGCCGUCGUCAGCGGCGCCAACAUGAACUUUUCGCGCCUCCGCUUUGUCUCUGAGCGCGCAGAUAUGGGCGAGCAGCGCGAGGUGAUUAUUUCCGUCGAGAUUCCCGACGAGCCCGGGAGCUUCUUGAAGCUCCACGGAGAAAUCAGCCCCCGCGACGUGACGGAAUUUUCGUACCGCUACAGCGGCGACCGCCGCGCCUUUAUCUUUUCCUCUUUUUUGUUGAACGGCCAGAUCCCGCAGCAGCGUGCGAACCCGAUCUUGGCCAGCACUGCACCAGGCACACGGGGCUCGAUCCGCGACCGCGAAAUUGCGGGUGUUGUGGAUGCUAUCAACGCACAUGGCAUGCACGCCGUGGACAUCACCAACGACGAAAUGGUCAAGACGCAUAUGCGGUACAUGAUUGGCGGUCGUGCGCGCGUUCCCGACGAGCGUGUGUUUCGCUUCGAAUUUCCUGAGCGCCCCGGCGCAUUGCGCAAAUUUUUAGAAGGGAUCAACAUGGGGUGGAACAUUUCCCUCUUCCACUACCGCAACCACGGCGGCGACAUUGCCAAAGUCUUGGCGGGAAUCCAAGUUCCCAGCGACACCGAGGCCAAGUUUGACCAGUUCUUGGCAGACCUUGGCUACCAGUACCAAGAGGAGACGCAGAAUCCUAUAUACCGCAGGUACUUGAUCGAAGUUGACGCUUGA